This is a messenger RNA of Spodoptera litura, 4362 nucleotides long. It is a transcript of the gene Unc-76, whose product is annotated as fasciculation and elongation protein Unc-76. Gene Ontology annotation, cellular component: cytoplasm; axon. NCBI's taxonomy places the organism in Eukaryota, Metazoa, Arthropoda, Insecta, Lepidoptera, Noctuidae. The record is from RefSeq and is a predicted model, not a curated record.
UCUGCGAGGGACGGCGCGGCGCGGGCGUAAAGCAUCAAGCUGCAAGCGGUCGGCGGCGUUCAGUGUACGCGCGUCCAACAACGCGAGUGGUUGUACGGCAUGCGAGAAGCGGCUGGCAGAAUGGCCGAGCUCGAGUUCGAAGCGCCUCUCGCGCAAAUCGAAGAGGCAGACGAUUGUCUUUCCACUGCUGACUACCCACAAAAAACCAUAAAUGGUAACGACAUACGUCUUAACAACAUUAAAAAUGUCAAAAGUGAAAUGGUCAAAAUGAAAACUGACUCCAACAAAAUAAACGAUAAUGAGGAACCUAAACCGGUGAAGUGCAAACAGGACAAUAUUAUGCAAAACGGCGAAGGAGACAAUUUCACGGAGACUUUCUCCGGUUCACUGGAAGAUUUGGUGAACACUUUUGAUGAGAAGAUCACCAAGUGUUUCGGAAACUAUGAAGAGAGCGUGGAAAAGUUGGCUCCAGUGCAAGUUCGCAGCCAGGAGGAGAUUAUGAACGAAUGCCAAAUGUGGUGGACGAUCACGGGAAACUUCGGAAACAUCCUCCCGAUUGACUGGACUAAAUCGUUCUCCAGGAAGAUGCACAUCCCUACUUUGAACCUAAAUGACAAGAAGAGUUCAAUGACUCCUGACGACGAGAUCCACAGCUCGGAGGAUGAAGCCGUAGCUUCAGACCUGGACAUGCACGCUCUUAUCUUGGGCGGACUCCACCAGGACCACGAGUGCCCAGUCAAGACUGCUGAUGAGGUGAUCCAGGAGAUAGAUGACAUGAUGCAAGACACUCCGUCAUCAGAAGGUGACAUCAUCGAGUACAACGAGGCUUUGGAGAAAGGGAAGGAGGUACUCAGCUCGCCGCUCUAUGAAGAUAAGCUGCGCACCUACUCGCUUGCUCAACUGAACGAAAUAUUCAUGGAGUUGGAAGUCCUCAUUCGCGAGUUCUCGGAGACUCUGAUCGCUGAGCUGGCUUUACGUGAUGAACUGGAGUAUGAGAAGGAGCUGAAGAACACCUUCAUAUCUCUGCUGCUGGCUGUUCAGAACAAGAGGCGGCAGUACCAUAUUGAGAAGAAGAAGAGGCCACAAGCACCACGGUCGCCUAAUCUGAAUGGUGGCCAUUCUGAGUCUAAGUACUUGACUACGGUGAUACCGUUCCACCUAGACAACGGUCCCCCGGACAACCAGUCGCUCCAAGUGCUCAUUAAGAUUCUGAAGGCGAUCAACGAGGACAGCCCGACCGUGCCGACUCUAUUAACAGACUACAUCCUAAAGGUCCUGUGUCCAACAUAAAUACCCCACGACUCUAGCCAAUUGAAACAAUUUAUUGAACACAUUCAACAUUUCAACAUUUGCACUAUACACAUGUAACAGGUUUUAGACCAUAUCAUUGUCUACACUGAUAAUUUUGUUCACUUAGAAAUAAAUUUAUUCAAAUAGUUGUUAUUGACUGUAGGGAUAAGGGUGCAGAUUUGUACAAUCUCUUCUAUUAUAUGAGCGUUUUAACAUUCAUAAUUAUAUUCCUAAUUCAUAGUAUUGCUCAAAAGGCUUAGGACGAGUUUAAAUUACGUUUAUUUAAAAUAUUCGAAACGAGACCGCGUUCGACGCUGUGAUUCGUUCGUUCACGGAAGCCGGCCAAUCAAAGUGCCGAAUGCGUUCGCGUUUCGACGACUUUAAACGUACAACAAAUUCGUACUAAGCCUUCAGGAAGCAAAGGGCGUCGGGUCAUAAAGUAGGUACUGUUGAAAUUUCUCAGUAAAGGAAUGAAAUCUCCAUUAUUGGACCCGCUUUUCUAGCAAUAAACUUUGUCCCUUAUUAAAUGGGACUUAUUGCGUGAGGCGAAGAGUGUGUUACAUUUAACAUGUGCACCUCUACCUACUAAAGUUGAACGCACACUUAUCCGAGCCAAACGCGUCGAACGAGUCGAACGAAACGAACUUUAGAAUUCUGUAUAUGAAAUCUCAUAAAACCUCGCACACUUCCCCGCGUCGAAUCGUCUGACGCCAAAGUAUGCGAAGUUUCAUGAAAUUUUAUACACAGAAUUCUCUAGUUCGUCUAGUUCUACACGUUCGACGCGUUCGGCUCGGAUAAGUGUGCGUCCACCUUAAUAGGAGAGCAUGUUAUGUCUAGAUCUAAAGCACCUUUAUCGAAACUGUCUAAAUUCAUAUUUCAAAUAGAAUAAAUAUUUCAAUAAUAAAAAUUGAUAUUAAAUAAAAUAUUCGUCGUGUAUUGAUAUUAUUAAAGGAAACACAUUUUACAAGACAAUUGAUAUCCCAUUAUUUUAAUUUGCGAUGUUAUGUUGUAACCAAUAAGAGCCAUAUUUUAUUGGGACACCAUUCUACGUGUAUCUUACCUGAUGGUAACAUGGUUCCUCAAAUUGUACCCGGCGACCACGUUUGUGGUUGUAGACAGCCGGGUAGCGCGACUAAUCGUACGACAAUGGUGUUGCAAUAAACGUGGACCCCAAGCAUCGAACAAAAAUAUUGUUGUUCUGUUGAAAUGUUCAAGUCAUUGCCAUAACAACAAUUCUUUUGGUGAUUUAUUCCAAUUUGUAAUAUAAUAUUAUACUUAUAUUCAACUACAUUAUAUAUAUAUCUUUAUUUGCAUAAAUGAACUGUGAUAUCAUUAAGAUAGUUUUAAUUAUUGCUUCCUUUAAGAUUUACAUGAAUAUUUGUUAUUUUAAAUUUUAAAUAUCUCGAACAUUAUUACCUAUAUUUAUUUUAGAUUUUUAAUAUCGUCAUUACAUCAAUUGUCACCGGGAUAAUGUGAAUUCAUUAUGUAAAUAUUUUAAAAUUAUAUGUUACGUAACAUUGAAAAGUGGAAUUGUCCUCUCAUAUUAACGUUUAUGUAAUUUAAGAUACUUAGGUAUUCAGAAGAAGCUUGUAAAUAGAUUUAAAUAUCAGCUUCUAAUAUUAGCUUUAUUUUUAUUUAACUGACUGCGUCGGUCUCGGGCUUGGGUGUGAUUCUAAGUUAUUAUUGUCAUUUUUGAAUAUAGAAAUGGUCAAUAAUAGUUCGGAGUCUUGAGUGUCUGGGCUUACCCCCGGGUGAUAGGUAAAUGGCCCCCUUAUUAAAAAUAAACCGCACGCUCCAAUUGCAGUCGGCAUGCAGUCGUGGGUACUACACGCCGACUGCAAUCGGACUGCAUGGUUGGUUUGCAGUUCUAUUGCAGUCGUGUCAACUGCGCAUUUAAAUUGCAUCCGAUCUGCAAAUUUUCAGUUUGACUGCAUUUUAACUGCCAAUUUUCAGUUGGACUGCAUUUUAACUGUAAAUUUUCAGUUGGACUGGUUUUUAUAUGAAAAUUUUCAGUUGGACUCCAUUUCACUGAAAAUUUUCAGUUGGGCUGUAUUUUAACUGAAAAUUUUCGGUUGGACUGCAAUUUAACUGCAAAUUUUCAGUUGGACUGCAUUUAACUGCAAAUUUGCAGUUGGAUUGCAGUUAAAAUGCAGUUCGUCUGUCUAGAGCCUAAAAGUGUUACAUUUUAUAUGUAUACGUAUCAUCAUGGGGAAUGAUAGGGCGAGAUCUUAUUUUAACAAUUGACUUCAAUUUUUAGUAUAAGAACAUCGAAUUUUGUUUUUCAAUUAGUAUUUAGCUUCCUAAUUAUAGUGUGCCCGAAAUAAACCAGCUAAUGUUUAGUAAUCCAUUAAUCAUGAAAUUUUAGAAUACAUUGUUAGAUUUAAGUUGUAUCUCUAGUCUCAACAUGUAGUAGUCAUAUUUGUUAUUACUUUAAUCGAUGGCAGGAAGCUUGGAUGUUAAAAUAAAAUAAAUAAUCGCAUGAUAAAAGUACGUAAUAACUUGUUGUAUGGUCAAAAACAUUUUGUUCUAUGUACGAGAAGGUAUGUGCAUUGUUUUACAAAGUAUGCUUUUGUCGCACAUUUCAAAUUUGAAUAGUAGGAUCACUUUGUGCGUUAUAAAGUGCUGAACGAAUGAAAUGGACAAGGUACUCAAUAAGUUAUAAGUUUGGUGGUUAUUUAACAUAAAAUUAUAAUUAUCGACUUCAUAAAUAUUGACGUAAAACGGUCUGUGCAGACGGGCCACGUUUUAUGUCAACCUUUGUAAACAGUUACUAUAUAUACUGAAUAUCUCACAAAGUGGUCUAAGAAUAUCCCAUAAUGCAACUGAGUGAAUUUCUCGAUGGAUCGUUAUCAAAACCCAAGUUAAAUUGAUGCCAGUAACCAAAAGUCCCUCGUCUGCACAGGCCUUAAAUAUUUUAAAGAUUACUAAGAUAAUUUAUGUAUGUGAACCAGCUGGUUUGAUUGUAACUGUAUGUAAUAGAUGUUGCCUAUCGUACGCCUACCUGGCUUGAACAUUAUACAUUUUGUGAACACAUUGUAAGUACCUGGUCGAAAUAAAGGAGCUUGAAUGAUA